Molecule: messenger RNA, 1407 nt
Organism: Closterium sp. Naga37s-1
Lineage: Eukaryota; Viridiplantae; Streptophyta; Zygnematophyceae; Desmidiales; Closteriaceae
Source: the annotation of a GenBank genome assembly
AUGGCUUCGCUUAGAGUUCUAGCGUUCGAUCAUGAGGGCAGACCGGUUACAUUUGACACGUGGCACGAUGAUCUGCAACUGUACCUUCUGAGCGAUAUUAAGGACAGUGUCUCACUGUUUGACCAUGUGUCCGGUGUCGCUCCAGCCCCUCCCGCCACAGCUGACGGUGGGACUCGUUCCCAGUGGCUGUCUCGUGACGCUACUGCUCGCUUAGCCAUUCGCAACCACCUGCCGGUGGCUGAAUGUACUCACUUUGGACAGCACAGGACAACACAGGCCCUGGACCACUUUCUCUCCCUUGACCCCACCUCCCUCACUGUUGACCUCCUCGAGCAGCAUCUCCUCGCAGCUGAGACUAGUGCAGUUGCUGUAGGUGCUGCUCGUGGCACUCCGCGCCCGCCCUUCUUUGAGGGGUGCUCCCCCUCCCCCCUUUCCCCCUCCUUCGCCUCUGCUGCUGCUGCAGACGUCUCUGUUACUGAGGACGUUGGUGCUGCUUCGACUAGUGCGAAGCGCCGCAGCAGCAAGGGAAAGGGUGGCCGGGGUGGUGGAGGUGGCAGCGGUGGUGAUGGAGGUGGCAGUGGGAGCGGUGGUGGGGGCAGCGGUGGAGUUGGUGGGGGCAGCGGUGGAGUUGGUGGGGGCAGCGGUGGAGUUGGUGGAGGCAGUGGAGGUGGUGGCGGCGGUGGGACUGGUGGCGGCAGUGGGGGCUCUGGUGGCGGCGGUGGAAGCAGCGGAGGGAGUGGCGGCACUGGAGGCGGUGGGACUGGUGGUGGCAGGUCUGGACCUCGGCGUGGAGGCCCUGGUGGUGGUCAGCGACAGCAGCAGCAGCGUCGGAGCGAGACCCAGUCGCCCCAGCAGCUCCGUGAGUGGUUGGUUCAGCGUGAGACGGGUGGGUGCAGUGAGACCUGCCCGUAUGUCAUUCGUACGGGUGUCCGUGCGGGCCAGACAUGCGCGAAGUUUCACACUGAGCACCGCUGCUUCUCCCGCCUUGACGAUGCCUGGCGUGCUGAGUUUGGUGACGACGUCGAGCGCCCUCACUGGACGGAUUUGCUUAGGUCGGGAGUUGCUAUCUUUGACCUAGACUAUGAUGCUAUUCUCUCUGCCAUGUAUGCUUUGUCUUUUAGUGCUGAGGGUGACUAUUACCGGUGUGUGCCACCUGACCCAGGUAUAGCGGCUGCUGCUCUAGGUGCUAGUGCGUCUGGUACUCCCCCUGGUACUGCGCCUGCUGAGGCCUUGCACACCUUCACGUUGGACUCCGGCGCCUCGCGCUGUUUCUUUCGUGACAGCACCACUCUCACUCCUCUCCCUACACCUGUCCCGGUCAGACUGGCUGACCCCUCUGGGGGCCCGGUCGUUGCCCGUUCCUCCACUGUCCUCCCGUGUCCGGCGGUUCCGUCCGGCUCACUGUAG